Messenger RNA from Rubroshorea leprosula, 583 nucleotides. The record is from the annotation of a GenBank genome assembly. Lineage: Eukaryota; Viridiplantae; Streptophyta; Magnoliopsida; Malvales; Dipterocarpaceae.
CAACCUGCUCUUACUACCUUUCAACCUAAAACCAUUGUUUCUAUGGGCUGGUCACCUCCCCCAGGUUUUGCUAAAUUAAAUAUGGAUGGUUCUGCCCUUAGUAAUCCUGGUAUAGCUGGGGGAGGAGGCUUGUUACGUGACCAUCUUAGCAGAUGGAUGGUUGGCUCCUCACGAAGCAUUGGAUGGACCACAAGUAUUGCUGCAGAAUUAUGGGCUAUUAGAGAUGGCUUGGAAAUUGCUGCUAGGAAAGGAAUCUCUAAAAUUAUUGUGAAAACUGACUCAAAAAUUGCUGUUUUACUUAUUGAGUCCACUGAUACUACUUUGCACUCACUUGGAGCUCUUAUUUCUUAUUGCAGAUUGCUUCUACGCCUCUUUACGGAUGCUAGGAUCUCCCAUAUAUAUAGGGAAGCUAAUGCGGCUGCUGAUUUUCUUGCUAAACUUGGAUCUACUAGUGCUGGUGAUUUUGUCUUGUACGAGGGAAGUCCACCUGGGCUUUCUUCCAUUUUGUAUCAUGACUUAAUUGGGACUUCUUUCCCAAGAACGAUUGUAGCCAGCUAAUUUUCAAUAUAUAUAUUCCUUUUCU